This is a messenger RNA of Staurois parvus, 273 nucleotides long. Lineage: Eukaryota; Metazoa; Chordata; Amphibia; Anura; Ranidae. The record is from the annotation of a GenBank genome assembly.
UCCCAGGUGCAUGUGAUUAAGUGACAGUGAUUGAUUCACCAUCAGUGCAAUCUAGGAAUGUAAGCUCAUAGAUCUCGCCUUUGGAGCAGGGGCGGACAGACAACUCAUGGGGCCCCCGGGCAAUAGGGGAUCAUGGGGCCCCUGUGUCCUUGCCCAAACUCAAAAAAGCCUAUGAAAAAAAGGUACCAGGGGCAUCUCAUGGGGCCUCCUACUGACCCUGGGCCCUCGGGCAGUGCCGAGUUUCCAAAUGGUCAGUCCGCCCCUGCUUUGGAG